UUCACACCGAGUCGAAGACGGAGACCGGCAACUCCACUGCGUCUCCGCCCCUCCAUCCUCCUACUUAAAAUCCUCUCCAGGCGAACUCCUUGGCCAGCGGCUCUAUAAAUCACAGGAGCGGGGCCCUCGACGGCUCACGUUUUCCCCUGACCGCCUACCCCUACUCCUAUGCCCCGACGCCCCUACGCCGCUUGCCUCUCCCCCGCUGGCUGAGCAGCUGGUGCAACUGUUGGCCGCUUUGUUUUAGAGGGUUUUUGUUGCUCUUGUUGGUGAGGCAACCUCUUGAGAUGCACAAAGAAAGAUAAAUUUCACACGCAUACACAAGUGCUCUCUCUGUCUGCCGGUGUGUGAAUGUGAUCGUUUUUAUGCUGCUACAGUGGAACAUCCCUAAAUCAUAAAUUAAUACAUAAAUCACUCUGUUCUUACGUAUAAAAUACAUUAAAAGAUGUUGUAUGCAUGUUGACGUAGUCGAACUGCAGGGCAGUAUUAUAAGCGUUAAGUUGACUCCAAUGCUGGUUUUACUGUACUGAUAAAGUUGUAGUGAUAGUCAACAUUCAUUUCGAAUUAUCUUGCCAGAAACCAAUUUAUUCCAUUCCUCCGGUAUUACUGGUUAUUAUUACCCGGUAUUACGGUAUUACACCUGGUUUAACUGAGGGAAGCUCCACUGUGCUGUCUCCCCAGUCUCCACAAGUCCACAAGUCGGAGUGGCAAAGAUAAGAUAUUGGAAGCGACACGCCAGACACUCUGGCGGCGGCGGUGUCCCGCUCUCUCCGCUGAUCUCUCAGCUCGAUUCCGAAUACGAAUCCGAUUCCGAUUCUUCGCCCACUCUCUUGGGUUUUGGGCCACUCCACUCCAAGGCGAAUGGCCAGUCGUGUGUGGAACUCGGCUGCGAUCGGUUGCCUAUUGAAGUGCGCUCUGCAGAUCCGUGACCCGAGAUCCGUGCUCCUCGCUCCUCGCUUCCUGAACGUUUUCGGGCGGUUUUCCAAUCGAAACGAGCCAAAAAUCGCACACAUUAAGACGCAUUAUAUAAACAGAAGAUCCACAACACCUUAAUGCAUACGCACACACCUCUCCCACUAUAAAUAGCCCACGGAAAUCGGUAAAUAAAUAAUUCGGAGAGAGGCAAAGUAAAAGUUCUAGGAAGAAAAUCUAAUUGCGACUUUGCGAAAAAGAUGGUGAAAUAAACGAAAAACUUUGAUUAUAAUGAGAGAAUCGUUCUUGAUGCAAUAAACACGCGUACCGAACCAAUCCCUAAUCCCAAGCACAGUAACAGUUAAUUGACGAAUUCGAACUGCUAAGUGAAAUGUUGGCGAGGUGUGUUUUGUUCGUCACUUGGCUGGCGGUUUUUAUUGCGACUGGAAUAAGUGACGAUCAGUUGAUGAAGCUCCCGGCCUGCGCCGCCAAACAGGGCGAGUGCGAUGAUAACGAGGGUCCCGUCUGCGGCACCGAUGGCCAAACCUAUCCCACCAGGUGUCAUCUGCUGCGGGCGCAGUGUGGUGGCCACCAGGUGAGCCUCAAGUAUAGCGGCUCCUGCAAUGCCUGCUUGGAAGCGGUGAAAUUUGCCCGUCGUCAGCAGGAGCGAGAUCCCGAAUACUUUGUGCCCAGAUGCAGGAAGGAUGGCAACUUUGCGGCUAUGCAGUGCUACGGGAACAACGGAUGCUGGUGCAGCGAUAGUCAGGGCAGACCCAUCGAGGAUGAUAACAAGCAAUUUCGGCGGAAGGGCAAACUGCGUUGCAGGGCCAAUCGACGUGACCGACGCCGCCUGGCAUCGCAUCAGAUUGGCUAUAAUCCGGAUACCUCUGCGUCCAAAGGCAGUUCGGAGACAGGUUCUUCAGCCCACCGGACCUGCAGCAAGUCCGAUCGGUCGCUGUUCAACGCCAAUCUGAUGAGGAUGUUCCGGAACGAGGCUCAGAGCUUUUUCCGCCAGCCAUCUCUCACAGAGUCUCACAUUCUGGAGUGGCAGUUCUCCAAGCUGGACACGAAUGGUAACAAGGUGCUCGAUCGCCAAGAGAUUAAGGAGCUGAAGAAGGUCCUUAGGCGGAACGUUAAACCUCGCCGAUGUGGACGUACCUUUGGCAAAUACUGUGAUGUCAUUAAGGAUUCCAACCUCAAUUGGUUGGAAUGGAGCGUCUGCUUCACCAAGGAGUUUCACAACCUGCUCAACUCGAAGCCAGAGACGGCGAGCCAGGACUUGGAGAAUGACUCCAACUGCUGGAUGGAUCAGUCGGUCACGCUGGAGGAGCAAGGCCACGGCGGAAAAAACGUUCUAUUUGUGCCGCAGUGCCUCCCGGAUGGUCGCUAUCAGCGCAUUCAGUGCUACUCCUCCACGUCCACUUCGUACUGCUGGUGCGUUAACGAGGACACGGGAAAGAGUAUCCCGGGCACAUCGGUGAAGAACAAGCGGCCUCAGUGCGACGAAAGUGUGGCCGUGCGACCCAUGAAGGGAUGCACCGAGCCGCGCAAGACGCAGUUCCUCAAGGAGCUGAAGGCCUACCUCAACACCUCGCUUUUGCCCAGCAGCACCACCGGUACGAACUCUACCAUGUGGAAGACAGACGAUGAGCGAAUCGCCACGCUGAGCUUUGUUUAUCUGGACAAGAACAAGAAUAAGUCGUGGGAUCGCCGAGAGUGGAAGAACUUUCGCGAUCUGGUUACCAGUGCCAGCAACCUGCGCAGAUGUGGCAAGAAGAUGCCGCGCUACUGCGACGUCAAUGGAGACAAAAAGAUCUCUCUGGCCGAAUGGCUGAACUGUCUGCAAGCAACUCCGCGGGAAACUGCCACCACGGCCAAGCCGGCACAGUCAAAUGAGACCGCCAGUCCAAAAUUUCAAGGUGUGAAUCCGGUGGAGCGAUAUCUGAAAGACUAAUCGGGAAAAACGUUUCUAUAGCCGUGCUGCAGCUUCUACAACUAAUUAUAUGUCGUCGUGCCAUGACACUCACAAACCCACACGAGAGCACAUCCUACACAACACCAUCCACAAUUGGGUGGGUCGAUUUUUUGGAGUAAUCCUAGAAAUAUACACUUGCUUAGAUUUUUUUUUUUUAAGAAAUAUAAUUUCUAUCUUUGAAGUUUUGAUGAUCUACUAGGAUUCUAAAAUAUGAUCAGUUUACAAUAUUUGUUAACUAUUAAAAAUGUUUUGAAAUUCUUAAUUUAUUUAUGUUUAAAGUAGUAACAAUACUGGUGUUUCUAAUACAUUUUUAAAUGUGGCAGAACGGUACAGAAUCAGUGAAGAAUUGUCAUGUUUGCAAAUAAUUAUUCGUCUUCUUUAUAAGCUCAGAUUUGGCUGUCCAUGAAAUCGAUCCACCCUGACCCUUACCUACACGCAGACACAUUCCUAGCAUUAGAUUCUAUAAUUUACAUGUGUAUGUUACUAAUUAUUAGUGUUGUAAAUAUUAUCGAACAUAAAUGUUUAAGCUUA
Messenger RNA from Drosophila teissieri, 3418 nucleotides. RefSeq names its product SPARC-related modular calcium-binding protein 2 (gene magu). The record is from RefSeq and is a predicted model, not a curated record. Gene Ontology annotation, biological process: extracellular matrix organization. Gene Ontology annotation, cellular component: basement membrane. Gene Ontology annotation, molecular function: heparin binding; protein binding; extracellular matrix binding. The transcript is spliced from 9 exons. NCBI's taxonomy places the organism in Eukaryota, Metazoa, Arthropoda, Insecta, Diptera, Drosophilidae. The coding region runs from base 1304 to 2866 and encodes 520 amino acids.